This is a messenger RNA of Penicillium cataractarum, 1620 nucleotides long. RefSeq names its product putative MFS transporter. The coding region runs from base 1 to 1620 and encodes 539 amino acids. Gene Ontology annotation, molecular function: transmembrane transporter activity. The record is from RefSeq and is a predicted model, not a curated record. Lineage: Eukaryota; Fungi; Ascomycota; Eurotiomycetes; Eurotiales; Aspergillaceae. The transcript is spliced from 4 exons. Gene Ontology annotation, biological process: transmembrane transport.
AUGGCGGAGUCAUCGACUAAGGCAGAACUUGGCUUGGAGAAAGGAGCUGUCAGCCAUCAUGAGCACCCCUACGACGAUGAGCAUUAUCAUACCCUAGGACACGUCCGACUUCGCGACGCAACGACGAAUGAGGUCAUUCUCAUUCCUGCGCCGUCUCUCGACCCGAACGAUCCCUUGAAAUGGAAACAAUGGUACAAGAUCUCGAUCGCAAUCCUUGUCGCUUUCGCUAUGAUUAUGUGCAAUUUCAUGGCUGCGGGUCCUACGGUGACUAUGCUCACCGUAGCCCAGUCCUUCAACACGACCCCUGCGCACGCCGCAUUCUUCUUCAAUAACAGUGCUCUGGCACAGGGUGUUGGAAAUCUUUUUUGGGUUCCAGUGAUGCUGAAGUAUGGUCGUCGGCCGGUUUAUAUUGCCAGCUUCUUGAUAUAUUUCUUCAUGAUCAUCGGAUCUGGGGCAGCGAAAUCUUACGGCGCAGAGAUUGUGACUCGGCUUCUCCUCGGCUUUGCAGGAGGUGCUGGUGAAUGUCUCGCGCCACUGACCAUUACGGAUAUUUUCUUCCUACAUGAGCGCGGAUUGUUUAUGGCAGCUUACAAUGCCGCCCUAUCCGGUGGCGUGGCUUUUGGAUCAGUUAUCUCCGGAUUGAUUGUCAUCAACUACACCUGGCGAACAAUCUACUGGGUUGGAGCUGCAUUGGUUGGAGCUACUCUGCUUGUCGUUGUUUUUUCUUUCCCCGAGACUGCAUUCGAAAGAUAUAACAAUCCUCUUGUCGUCGAUCCGAAACGGGGGUCGAAGGCUGGCGAGGGCGAGAGGGAACAAACUCAGAGCGAGGUGGCUCCUAUUCCGCCAAAAAAGUCUUAUUGGCAAACCGUCAAGCCCUGGGAUGGUCGCAAAUACACUGACGAGCCUUUAUGGCGGAUGAUGGUUCGCCCACUGGGUCUAAUUAUCCUGCCUCCAGUUUUCUGGGCUACAAUUGUCAUGUCCGUUACCAUUGGAUUCUUGGUAGCCAUUUCUUCCAAUAUCGGAAGCGCAUUCAACUCGACCUAUGGUAUGGAGCCCUGGCAAAUCGGACUGUGCUUCAUCGGCAAUCUCAUUGGAUGCGUCUUUGGAAUUGUGCUUGGCGGACCAUUCUCUGACUGGAUUGCCGAUUAUUUCACUAAACGGAAUGGUGGCAUUCGUGAGCCAGAAAUGCGUCUUCCUGCUAUUGUGCUCACCAUCAUAGCGUCGCCAUUGUCCCUUGUUCUCUACGGAGUUGGCAUCCAGAACAAAAUGCACUGGAUGGUUCCGACACUUGGGUUGUUUUUCAAUGCCUUUGCUGUCGUCCAAGGAACCAAUGUCUCCUUCACUUAUUGCAUUGACGCCUAUCGCCCUAUCGCAGGCGAGGUGACUGUGACCCAACUUGCUUUCAAAUCCUGCUUUGGUUUCCUCCUUUCGUUCUACACCAAUGUCUGGGUCGAAAAAGGCUAUGCUCUCGCUUACGGUGAAAUGGCGGCCAUCUCAGGUGGAUGCCUUUUGUUCUCGAUUCCUAUGUACAUUUGGGGCAAGCAAAUGAGGGUUGCUUCCAUGAAAUGGAAGGUGGUACAGUUCAUCACCUGGGACGACGAUCGCGAAGUCGGCGAGUAG